Messenger RNA from Chanos chanos (milkfish), 3214 nucleotides. RefSeq names its product exocyst complex component 3-like 2a (gene exoc3l2a). Gene Ontology annotation, biological process: exocytosis; exocyst localization. Lineage: Eukaryota; Metazoa; Chordata; Actinopteri; Gonorynchiformes; Chanidae. Gene Ontology annotation, cellular component: exocyst. The transcript is spliced from 12 exons. The coding region runs from base 1 to 2706 and encodes 901 amino acids. Gene Ontology annotation, molecular function: SNARE binding. The record is from RefSeq and is a predicted model, not a curated record.
AUGCCCAUCCUAAAGAAUCUGCCUGGCAGAUCCAAGAGUUUCCGUAGCAACGGUGAGCUCAUAAUGCCGCCAAGCAACUUGAACCCAUUCGAGGAGGUGGAGCCAGACAAGGGUCUUAAUAACGAAAUGGGGGAAGACAGUGAGAAGGGCAGGACCCAGCACAUGUCAUCACGUGAGGAAGAAGCGCAAGAGAACGAGAUGAAUGCAGUGCACCACAGGGGGUCAAAGGGCAACAGCCCACUAAGGGGAACCCUGGAACGCAUCUAUACUUCUUCACCCCUAAAGACACUGGGAAAACUGGGGAAGGGCCUGCGGAUGACUGGCCGAAACGUGUGGGUCGGCACGCCCUCAUUACGAAGCUCCACCCUGCCGGUCAUGCCCACUGCAAGUAAGGAGAAGAAGAAGAAUUAUCGGCGGGCAUCGGAAGAAAUCAUGACAUUACUACGGCUGACGGGCCGUCGUAAGGAGAGUACACGGCGAGAAAGUCUGCCCGCGGGCGAUCUGAAGGCUGACACUGAGGAAGACGCCCGUCGCCGCCCGUCCUUCCUACGCAUAGUCAGCCUGAGCAAACUGAGGGGAGACUCAAUCACUGAUCGCAACUCCCAGGAGUCUGAGCAGGAGAGAGUGGAGGAAGUGCCAAAGGUCAAACGCAGGGAACCUCUGUCGGUUUUGGAGAUCCUGCAGUUGGUGAACCAGAGAGACUUGUUGUUGGCUGACACGCACAUCCAAGAACUGGAACGAGAAUGCGAGCUUGACCCUUCUCUAUUCGCUGCGACUCCGCCCUCUGCAGCCCCGCCCACCACUGUGAUCUUAUCACCCAGGCUGGGUCCUGAGGAGGUUGGGAGCCCGAGCGUUUGGGAUGCGGGCAAGAGGAAGUUAAAGGAUGUCGAGUUGCUGUACGAGGCCCUGCAGAGAGAGAUGUGGGAUGUGGUGAGAGAGUCUCUCAGACAGCCCUGCGCCGGACCCCAGCUGGGCCUCGUCGUACUGGUGAUCCAGCAGGAGGAACAAGCAGAUGCAGUUUGGGCCCAGCGUCAGGAGGCCCGGUCUAAGCUUGGCGAGGGGGACCCGUCGGAUCCCCAAAACGAAAACCGCCCCAACCGGCGGCCCAGGAAGCUGCGUCAGUGUUGGAUGGAGGCAGUGGGUGAGGCGGCUGAUUGGUCGCUUCCCCAGCAGGGCGGCUUGGCUGCAGGUCAGCUGAGUUUAUUCCUAGAGCGGCUGCGGGGGAGGAUGGUGGAGGAUUUGGACGCGGCACGGAGGAACGCAGUUGGCGUUUACCCUGAAGAAUUUGUCGCCUUUCAAGUGUAUCUGCAGAGCUACCACCGAGCUGUGGCCAAACGCCUGCGAAACCUGACCAGUGGCCCCCUGCAGAUCACUGACACAUACUCACUACUGGACUGGAUCUACAACAUUUACAACAGAGAUGUUCUUGGUAUAGUGGGUAAUAUGGGGUCCAUAGACUGUUCCACACUGGAGCCUUUACUGCCGUCUGAGGUGGUGGACAGACUAGAAGAGGACUGUUUGAACACUGUCUGGGAUAAGGUGACUACAGAGCUGUCCCAGGUUCUGGAGGAUGAGGAAAGAAGAUGGGCUGAGACCCUACACAUUGAGGAAUAUCAGUCCAGUCUGGCUCGGUCUAUCAUACAGAGGCUGAAGGUAGACUUGGACAGAUCCACAGCUGUCAGUCAACUUCUGGGAGCACGAGUGGCACGCUGUAUGCUCAACGGCCUGGCCGACUUCCUCCACAGUUUCCAGAGGAAGGUGGAGUUAUUCCACGAGACGCAGGCGGAAUUUGGGGAUCGGGGGGAUGGUUACGUGUCAAAGACCAUUGCUCUUGUCAACUGUGUCCCUCCCUUCAGGAGUUUUGUGGAGCGGUGCAGACAGUGUGACCCAUUGGGCAGUGAAGACUCCUCCCACAGGGCUCACUCCUCUCUGGAUCGCAUCAUCAACCAAUCAGUGCGAGUCCUUACUGAGAGACUGUUCGAACACAUCAGACCUUUCUUUGAUAAGCUGGUGAAGAGAAAGUGGUUAAAUAACACAGAAGCCUAUGAGAACAUUGAGGCCUCCAUCAAACAGCACUUUAAGAAGUUCCGUAGGAUGGACUGCCCUCCCUACCAGACACUGGUGAAUGAAGUCCACCGGCGGGUCCUUAUUGAGUAUGUGCGUGCUAUCAUGAAGGGACGGGUUAUCUGCACGUCACUGAAGAUGAGAAAGAGGGUGGCCUUUCGCCUGCAGGAUGAAGCCAAGCAGCUCAAAGCACUCUUCAAAGACCUGGAGUCAAGUUCCUCAUGGUUAGAUAGUGCCAUUAUUCAUUUGGCUGACAUCAUUUUGCUGGAGGACACUCCCUCUAUCCAAAUGGAGGUUGGGGUCUUGGUGAAAGAAUUUCCAGAUAUACGGAGGAGGCAUGUCUCUGCUGUGUUGAAUGUGAGAGGAAUGGUCCAGCAGACGGAGCGUCAGGAGAUUCUGGCUGUUGUGAGGGAUGUGGAGACCAGCAACAGCCCUGUGCAUGUGCCCAGAGACAGAGCCCUCUUCGCUGAGAUCGCCGUGGCAACCGACAUGCCCUGCCUGGGGUUGGUUCUGAUACGCCUCGCCCUGACCGUGUCCUCCUGGGUCUACAGCGCUCGGCCGAGACGCAGGCGAGGCCAAAGGAAGAGGUCCAAACAGACAAAAACAGAACCAGAGGCCGGAGCACAACACGGACAGCAGUAAAGACUAGAACCCAAUAUUAUACAACACAAUAUUAUAUUAGUUACAGUAAAAUAGGAUAACAUAAAACUUUGUGGGAACCGAAACUCAAAUGUAAGAAAGGAAGAAUUUUUUAAAGACAGCAGUCACAACACAACCACACCGCAGCUAUAGUAGAUCCACAACCAUGUCACAACAUAUAGUAGAUCCACAAUGCUUCACAACUUAUAGUAGAUCAAAAAGCACACUACAGCUAUAGUAGAUCCACAACCAUGUCACAACAUAUAGUAGAUCCACAAUGCUUCACAACUUAUAGUAGAUCAAAAAGCACACUACUGAUAUAGUAGAUUCACAACCAUGUCACAACUUAUAGUAGAUCCACAAUGCUUCACAACUUAUAGUAGAUCAAAAAGCACACUACAGCUAUAGUAGAUUCACAACCAUGUCACAACUUAUAGUAGAUCCACAAUGAUUCACAACUUAUAGUAGAUCAAAAAGCACACUACAGCUAUAGUAGAUCCACAACCAUGUC